ACCUGUCGACACUAAAAUGAGGUUGACAAUAUCGGCUGUAUACUUUAUCGGUUGCGGCUGUCUAGGGCUAGUUUUAGCAAUGGAAGUUCCUGUGUUUUCAUUUCGACGUUGAAUCAAUAAAGUUGCAUGUCGUUAAGAAAGAGAAGGAAUGGCUCUCUUGAUGAAGAGAAUAGAUCACCGUGAUGGCAUCCUUUCUUGGCUGACUUUACUUGCGUCAGUUUUCAUUACUGCAUGUUCUUGUGGCUUCCUCAAUAUUUUUGGCAUCUGCUAUACUUAUUUUCUGGAAAGGUUUGAUAAUUCAAAGGAAAAGACAGCAUGGACUGGCUCACUCCCGACUUCAUUGAUGUUUGUGUUAGGACCUGUUUCAUGCUGGAUCAUCAAUAAAGCUGGGCUAAGACUUUGCACAAUGAUUGCAGCACUCCUUGUCAGCCUGUCUCUUCUGAUGACGUCAUUCGCUACAAACUUGGACCUAGUCUUCAUCUCGUUCAGCGUCCCUUUUGGGCUUGGUUCAUCUGUUCUCCUAAUGGCAUCGGUAAAAUCUGUGUGCAUUUAUUUUGAUAAAUGGUUAUCUUUGGCAUAUGGUCUCCAAACUGGCUGUGUUGCACUUCUCCAAGCGGGUUUUUCAAGCCUUCUCGUUUUGCUACUAAAAGAAGUUAGAUUUGAACGAACAUUCCAAAUACUAUCAGCUGUAUUUCUUGUUAUCUGUCUGGCUGGUGGCUUGACAUUUUGCCCAACUUCAUAUGAAGUAGAUAAAGAUGAGCCUGAAAAGAAAACAACGAAUUUCCAAAUAUAUUUCAAGUUACUGAAGAACAAGAAGAUCUGCAUCUUUCUUGUGGCUAACUUCAUAGUGUCGUUCGCGUAUGGUGUGUCUAGCAUUCACCAGGUACAACUUGCUAUAGAGAAAGGUGUCCAAGUGAGCACAGCCAAGCUGUUUCCCGUUUUUAGUUCUAUUUCUUGUGGCUUAGGCCGCAUCUGCUGUGGCUUUCUACUUGACCUGAAAGUUCAGAAGAAAAUCGCAUUCUACCAGCUUGUGAUGUUUUUAACUGGUUUAACCUGCUUUCUGGGACUAUUUGCGACAACUGAAGUACACCUAAUCGCAUAUAUCUGGAUAUACUCCGCUCUUGAUGGCAUGGUACAAACAUGCUGCACACCUUGCCUGCGGACUAUAACGGGUUUAACAUUUCUAGGAGAAGCGUAUUCCAUGGUACUGACUGUAGACGCCGUGUCUCUCUUGCUAGGGCCACCUCUUGUAGGGUUAGUGGUCGAGAAAACAAGAAGUUACAAUGCAUUUUUUUACAUGUCUGGGGCACCAUACAUAGCUGCUUUUAUAGAACUCUUCCUUAUUCGAUUUGUUGUAUCACUGUCACAAGAUGAGACAAGCAGUGACAAGAGAGAGAGAGAAAACGAAGAGCAGUUAUUAUAAAGGUCGGAUCAAAUCAAGUCAAUUUUUAGUUAGAUGUUAAUGGGUAGAAAUAUGAUAGGGAUUUUUAUUUGUACAGAAUAAUCUACCAGCAUAAUAACACUACUGUUGCCUUAAAAUGUAUUUUGUUUUAUUACGAUUAUAAUGGUAAGAGGUACACCAGUAAUUACUUUCAAAUGAAAGCAUGAUUUAAAACCCAUUAAUACUUCUAUAUUGUUGCCUAUUGUAGUUUGAUGUUUUGUCAAAAUUUUCUACAAAAAGUGAGUCUUUUACAGUUAUUGAAAUUAGCAUAUAUUUAAUUGUAAUUUUGAAUUAUUAGUUAUGGUUAUGUGUUAAAUAUUUUUAUCAUUUUUAUUUUGGCUCGUUUUUUCCGUUAAUUCCUUCUCUCGUCGCAAAUAUUAAUGUUUAGCCCCCCAAAGUUUACCGUCAACUGCCUCAUUAUUGGAAAUCUCUUUCAGCUUCAACUAUCACUGCAUUUUACCUUUUAUGUAUAUUUCACACGGCUAUAUUAGUAAAUGCUAUAGCGAAUAAUUUUGCUUCGCCUCCUGAGCCUCCAAUAACAAAGUAAUAUAUUUUUCCACGACUUAUUUGAAUUUCAUUCGAAUUCCUCGAUAUUUCCAAUCCUGUUCAUUGGAAGAACUUUUGCGGAGCUAGAAGACGAUGUAUUACUGUUCUAGAAGGCAGGUAUAUCGUCUUGAAAACUGAAGCUUUAAAAAGAAGGGGCUCGGGGGUGUUCAUUGAAAGUUUAUUCGUUUUAGUCAAAAGAAAUAUCCCGGACUUAAGAAAAAAAUUCUAAAAAGAUACAAGAUUCAUUUAGAGACAGCCUUCUCUUCAAAAACAUGAAAGAUUUGCUUUGGUAAUUUCUUGAAAGCCGGUAAUAUAAUAUGUACUUGCGGUUGUAUAUAAUAUAUAAUAUGUAACUGAAAUUCAAUGAGGGAAAAUUGAACUCUUUCAUCUUUGUAAGUCUGUGUCACACUAUUGGUUACCAGUCAGGGACGUGGUGGGAGUUUUGUUGGCCGGGAAAAUCACGUUUUAGGGGCACGGAGGCAGCUUGGCGCCUUACUUCACUUUCUUCUCACAAAUCUGAUGUUAUAAUUGAUGAAAGCUUAAAAGGAAUGAAACGUUUUAAAGGGCCUAUCGGGAAAUUUCCCGAGUCCCGGUGAGCGACCACGCCCCUGUCACCAGCUGAUUCAAAAAGAAACAAAUAGCUUCAGCCCCGUUAACACUACACAAACUAACCUGGGUUCGCCUCAGGCUUAAUCAGUCCAUCUCGAAAGAUAAAGUGUAGUGUAAACGCGAACCUGGGGCGAACCUUGCCUUGCGUUGACCGCCGCCAUUUUGUUUAUCAUCACCUUCAAUUUUUGUGUUACGCAUGCGUUGUCAUCAAACUAACCCAGGUUCGCCUUGAUACCGUUUAAACUACAAAGUCGGCAGUUACAAGUGUAAACGCAUCAUGGCUCAAUCGGGGCCAGGUUAGUGUGAACAGGACUUUGCUUGGUAGUACGAUUAGAAAGAACUCUUUGAUAGCACUCUUGCAUCUGUACAAACAAAUUCGGGGUUCUUCGUGGCUCGUUCUUGAGACCCUUGCUUUUUUAUCUACACCUCUUACUCUCGUUCUCACGAUAAUAUCAAACUUAAUUUUUAUACAAUUUAUUUGUUGAAGCUCUUUUCAAAUCAUUUCAAUUUCCGAGUAGAGAUAUUUUGGUCACUAACAAAAAGUAAGGCUGUGGUUUCAGGUGAAAUCUCAUACACCUGAAGUAUCGCUUACCAUUGAAAGCUUGGUUAGCAGAUCCUGCAGCAAUUGCACCUGCAUCUAUGCACUAUUCUUUGUAGCCUCUGCAAUGGAAUCUCUUAAACAAUAGCCUUUGGCGUACAUGCAAAUUAAACCCGUCCAUCGAAAAAAAAAUGCGUUUGUAAAGAUCUGUAUUUUUCCAUAAGAUAUCACAAAGUUUUGCAUAUACCAUUUCAUCUGAUUGAAGGUAUAGGUAAGGUAUCUCCAGAUAAUCGAUUACUUCUAGCAAAAAACCGAGAUAUUCCUUACAAACAGGAUACUCUGGUGGCUCUGGUGUCACUGGAAGAUACUCUUGUAUGUAUUUCUCUGUUUCUUCUUUGGUCACACAUUUGUGAAAUGAUGUCCACGAACAAACUACUGCAGUUUCUUCUUCCUCGUCGCUAUUUCGUAUCAUUCCAGCGGUAGACCAAACAAUAUCUCAUUUGAGGCAUUCAUCAAGUUUGUCUCUAAGAGUGCUAUCCUGAUGGUCAGGAAAAAGCGAUGCCCAACUCGUUUGGCAAGAUCACAAGGCAGCGCUUUGAGUGGUUGCUCUUGCUAAGAUUUUGCCAAAUUUAAUGGUUGUUCUUUUCUUAUUCCAAUGACGGGUAUUGUCUGUUCUUCUAGUGGUGAUGGUAGCUGAAACAGGGUCUUUUUGGUGUCAUGUAUCGUUUGCGCCAUCAUUAUUGUCUAUGAUAGCGGGUGCACGGCGCCUCUUCUCGCAUUUGAAAGAAUAGAUUGCUUUUUCGUCAGCAUUCUUGACCAAGAAAGAUUUUGCAUGCGAACGUCAUGGAGUUCUAAAGUGUGACGUCAUCAAAAACCUAUUUUUAGAGUUUUGGAAUUUUAACCACAUAGCGUAAAAGAUCACCAUGAAAUACUUUCAAAUACUUUCAAAC
Rhopilema esculentum is the source of this 4084-nucleotide messenger RNA. RefSeq names its product monocarboxylate transporter 10. NCBI's taxonomy places the organism in Eukaryota, Metazoa, Cnidaria, Scyphozoa, Rhizostomeae, Rhizostomatidae. Gene Ontology annotation, molecular function: transmembrane transporter activity. The record is from RefSeq and is a predicted model, not a curated record. Gene Ontology annotation, biological process: transmembrane transport.